Fusarium graminearum PH-1 is the source of this 1479-nucleotide messenger RNA. Its product is annotated as GPI mannosyltransferase 4. Gene Ontology annotation, molecular function: alpha-1,2-mannosyltransferase activity. Gene Ontology annotation, cellular component: endoplasmic reticulum membrane. NCBI's taxonomy places the organism in Eukaryota, Fungi, Ascomycota, Sordariomycetes, Hypocreales, Nectriaceae. The transcript has 4 exons. The record is from RefSeq and is a predicted model, not a curated record. Gene Ontology annotation, biological process: GPI anchor biosynthetic process. The coding region runs from base 1 to 1479 and encodes 492 amino acids.
AUGUGGCGGCGCACAUACCUUACUCUCGUCCUUAUCAGGCUGUGGUUUGCGCUUUCACCCAGCUAUCUACACCCGGAUGAGAACUUCCAAGGCCCUGAGGUCAUCGCUGGACAAAUCUUUAGCUAUCCCGUUCGUCACACAUGGGAAUUCACGAGCGAAAACCCUAUCCGAAGCGUCUUUCCGUUAUGGCCUGUCUACGGUCUUCCUAUGCUUCUUCUCCGAUGGCUAUGGAUCGGCAAUGGACAAGAUGGCGAGAUUCCACCUAUUGCAGUUUUCUGGACGUUGCGCGUUCUCAUGUUUGCCAUCAGCUUCGUUCUUGAAGACUGGGCGUUGCACGAGUUGAUCCCCUCGCCGAAGCACCGCCGUGUUGCCGUUCUCCUAGUCGCAUCGUCCUACGUGACUUGGACCUACCAGACACACACGUUCUCAAAUUCAGUAGAAACACUUGUUGUUGCGUGGAGUCUUGUUCUGAUCCAGCGAGUUGCUGACCCACGGUGUUUGGUGUAUUCAACCGAAUCACAUUUCCAGCGUUUCUUGUCGUCCCAGGCCUUCGAUUGCUUCCAGUAUUCUGGAAAAGCUGCAGCAGUGACAACUGUCAUCGCAAUCGGUCUAGACACCGCAUUUUACCUGCCAGAUUCUGUCACAUGGACCGACUUGAUCCAUAGACCAGUGAUCACCCCUCUUAACAACUUCAAGUACAACUCAGCAACCGAGAAUCUGGCCCAGCAUGGCCUUCAUCCUUGGUACCAGCACUUGGUGGGGAAUUUACCAUUGUUGCUGGGCCCAGCUGCCGCGUUAUUGGUAAUCAGGCCCAAGCUCUCCAUUCGACUCUGGUCUGCAAUGUCUGGAUUAGUUGUUUUAUCGGCGUUCCAGCAUCAAGAAGCGAGGUUUCUACUGCCGACAGUACCGCUAUUUCUGUCAUCGAUCAGAAUGCCUCGAAACCAAACAGUUUUUUACAUCUUUACAGCAGUUUGGAUCGGCUUUAACCUUGCUCUUGGCUCAUUGAUGGGAAUCUACCACCAAGGAGGAGUGGUGCCGGGGCAGGUCUUCCUGAGUCAGCAACCAGAUGCGACUCAGGCGAUCUGGUGGAAGACUUAUACACCGCCUAUCUGGCUUUUGAAUGGCAAGAAUGAAUUCUUGACAACUCGAGACGUUAUGGGUCUCAAGGGUGAGUUACUCCUGGAGCAACUCAGUCAACUCGCUACAUGCGACACUCCCGCCGACAGACGAAACCAGGAGUAUCUGAAGGAGAAGAACGGCACAUAUCUCAUCGCCCCAGCAUCAGCGACGUGGCUGGAUCCCUACCUAUCUAACAAGGGCUUGGAGGGGCUACGAUUUAGAGAGGUUUGGCGUUACAGGAAACAUUUGAACCUGGAUGAUUUGGACUUUGGGGACGAUGGCGUUUGGGACACCCUGGCCAGGGUUAUUGGGCGACGGGGGCUCGUCGCUUGGAGGGUAACAAAAAGUUGUCCAAAGUGA